AUCGCAGCGCUGGAGCGGCAGAUCUUUGAUUUCCUGGGCUACCAGUGGGCGCCCAUCCUGGCCAAUUUUUUACACAUCAUGGCUGUCAUCCUGGGCAUCUUCGGGACCAUCCAGUACAGAUCCAAAUACCUCAUCAUGUACGCGGUGUGGCUGGUGCUGUGGGUCGGCUGGAACGCCUUCAUCAUCUGCUUCUACCUGGAGGUCGGGCACUUGUCGCAGGACCGAGACUUCAUCAUGACCUUCAAUACCUCCCUGCACCGCUCGUGGUGGAUGGAGAACGGGCCAGGCUGCCUGGUGACACCAGUGCUCAACUCCCGGCUGGCGCUCGAGGACCACCACGUCAUCACAGUCAGUGGCUGCCUGCUGGACUACCAGUACAUUGAGGUGCUCAGCAGCGCCGCACAGAUCUUCCUGGCGCUCUUCGGCUUCGUCUACGCCUGCUAUGUCAGCAAAGUGUUUCUGGAGGAAGAAGACAGCUUUGACUUCAUUGGUGGGUUUGACUCCUAUGGUUACCAGGCGCCGCAGAAGACGUCGCACCUACAGCUACAGCCACUGUACACGUCUGGGUAGCUCCAUUCCCUGAAUCCACCCUGGCCAGCGUGGGACAGGACCCCUUGGAGCCCCCUGCCCCCAGCUCUAUGCCACUGCCACCUCUGGAGGACGGGGACAGCACCAAGCCGCCUCCUUCCGUUCUCCUCUCGCACCCCAAAAACAAAGUUGAGUCGGGCAUGGUCAUGUCCAAGGGCUCCAUCAUCUGGUUGGCUCCAGCGCAAGGCAGCCAUGGCCAGGACAUCUCCAGUUCGCCUACAAAAGACCCAAGGAAACUCUCAGUGCUGUGCUCGAGCCCCCGGAUGGGCCAGCACAGUGGGGACGCAGCAAAGACAUGGGGAUGCAGCAGGACAUGGGGACAUGGUGGGGAUGUGGGCUCGGUCUCUGGACACUUUUCUUCUGUUUCUCGGACCUGGUUUUUAAUUUGAGCAGUGUGUCCUCUUCCUGUGUGCCGGGCAGAAAGAAGCGCAGAGUGGAUUUGGGACGAAACCCAGCCUGUUUGGAGCAGCUCAGGCCUGCAGGGGAUAAUUGCAGCUUGUUGGGGCUGACACACCUGUGGCAUCAUUGUCCAAUGGAGAACGUCCUAAAGCGCCAGUUUUGGAGUCGGGAUGGCACAAAGCAGGAGUUUUGUUCCUAAAAAGCUCCCAUUGUCUUACCAGGGGACUGGAGCUGGGCUGCUCAUUGUCCCCACUACCCAGGACCAGCACCCCACAGCCUCCCUGCAUUUGGGGGUUCCAUCCCUACUAUUGGAACUCUUCAAUUUGGCAAUACUGACGCUGCUCUCGACACAGCCCUUUCAGGCUGUUUUAAUGAAUAUAAUGAAUGUUUUAGGUUGUUUUUAAUUUUAUUUUAUUUUAAUUUGAAGUGCCUGAGUACACUUUUGUUGAGCAUCACCCCCACCCCUCACACUUUCUUCUUCCUCCUCCUCCUCCUCCUCCUCCUCCUCCUCCUCCCGAGGUUGCAUUGUGCCUUCAGCGAAGGCUGGCAGUGCCUGCUGCCUCCCCUGGGUGGUUUGGCUUCUGGGGGUAAAUCCAUCCUUUCUGGCACUGCCCCAAAUGGGGGCAUUCAUUUUGGCAGCAAAAAAAAUGGCGGGCGAUGAGUUGGGAGACAGGGGAAUGGUUUUGGCGGGAGGCAAGGUGUGAGCUCCUGAGGUGUGGUUGCAAGUGAUCUCCAUUGAAAAUGAAGAGCUGGGAAUGCAAAGCAUUGGAACAACCUGCAAACAAACUUCAGUUCCAGAAGACGCCACAGGUCACUGAUGGACUCCAGGUUCAUUCUCCUUCUUCCCAGCCUGCAGCAUGGAAGUGAGCUGGGGUCAGUCCCAGACGCCCCAUGGUUUGUCCCCAAGUGUCGCUGUUCCCGGACGCCUUUGGUUAUGAACAGGGGCUGCUCCAGCUCUGCCUCCGCAGGGCUGCUCCUCCAGAUGGGUUCUUUCAGCACCCCAUUGCAGAUUUUCCCUUCCCACAAAGUAGCCACCAAGUGCCAAAGGAUGGAGCGCAGAAGGGAAAUGCUGCCCAAUCCCACAUCCUUGGGGGGGUACAUCCCCCCGCCAUCACCAUCACCUCACCCCAGCCUGAGCGGGAGCUUUGCAGGCAAUAAUUCUGAGCCCUUUCUCCCCCAUCUCUGAGAGAUAAAGUGAUUUCCAGGCAGCGGAGCCCACCUCCAGCAUUGACCCCACCCACCUGUCCCCAGACCCACAUCCCAGCACUGGUGACCCUGGGGGACAGCAGAGGGCACGGUCCCACUGUCACCAGUGCCCCGUGAUCUUUUUUCUGUUGGCUUGUUUUUUUAUAAGACAGUCUUUGUAAUGUGAACCGAGGAUUUCUUUUCUAUUCUGUAAUUAUAAAAGUGGAAGGAGUUUUCACCCGAUGCCUGCUCUGGUUUUGUGUAUUUCCAUUCUCUGUGUGGUUGAAUCAAUUAAAAAGUUGUGGUUUUUCA
This is a messenger RNA of Numida meleagris (helmeted guineafowl), 2484 nucleotides long. RefSeq names its product sodium/potassium transporting ATPase interacting 1 (gene NKAIN1). Gene Ontology annotation, biological process: regulation of sodium ion transport. Lineage: Eukaryota; Metazoa; Chordata; Aves; Galliformes; Numididae. The record is from RefSeq and is a predicted model, not a curated record.